CUCUCGUUCACUGCAAGGUAAACAUGGCGGCGACUACAGCAACAGCAGCAUUAGCAGAACAACCAUCGACAUCACCGUCCUCAGGAGCAGUCCCCUUUGACUUCUCACAGCCACCUGUCAUCGAAGGGUUCUCCCCUCUCCCGAGGGUCAAAGAUGAGACAUUUAAAGAAAAGUUUAUUCGAAAAACCAAGGACAACCCUUUUGUCCCCAUAGGUUGUUUAGGGACAGCGGGAGCACUCAUGUUUGGCCUCCGAGCGUUCCAUCAGGGCAAAACCAGGCAGUCCCAGAUGUUGAUGAGGGGCCGAAUCUUUGCCCAAGGCUUCACUGUGGUUGCCAUAGUUAUCGGCGUCUUUGGAACGGCUUUCAAAGCCAAACAGUGAAGAAGAGGCGGCACUGCUGCAACCCAGCCGUCCUCCAUUCACUUUGGAAGCAGACUGUUUGAAGGACCUGAAUAAUGAAUUGUGUGUAUACUGUAUAUACAAGUACAACAUUAUCCAGAUCAUGAUGAGGAGGCCUACCAUAUUUAUUGUGUGGAAACCGAUUUGCUCAUUUCAAUUGUGUCUUAUUCAACAGUAUAAAGUACUUAUGCUCUAAUAUUAUGUAAGAAAGAUGAUCCAACACGUGUCUUUGCUGAUGCAUAUAAUGUCCUUAAUAAUUACGUACACUAUAGUGUUAUCUGAGUUGUUAGAAAAAUCACAUUAGUGCACAUUACUAAAAAGUACUAUAAUUGAUCACUAAUGGGCCUCCAUGUAUUGCUUACUGAUAAACUCUAUGGUUAUCAGCAGUUUGGUAAUUGGAACACUAACGGCUUAAAAGUGAGAUGUGGCCUUUUGGUCAAGUGGCAACAGAGACAAAACAAUAUAAAAACAAGUACAAGUGAUGACCUUCCAUUAUGUUUUUUAAUUGACCAACUCCCUUUUAACAUUCACUUUCCUCAGGUUUUCCCAAAUAGGCAACAUGUGAAAGAAUGUGAAAAUUGACAUGGAGCAGACUGCAGCUUAUAAAAUAUGGAUGAAAUGAGAAUGCAGCACACACCUUUUUAUUUGAAAUUCAAACGCAGGAGUUAAAAUAUUUGGUUGUGGGCCAUUUUUUCCCUCAUUUUACUUUUGCAAAUUAAGUCAUAGCGCUUCAAUUUUUCCGAGAUGGAGACGAUUAAAGCUGCAAAUCGAGGCUAUAGGCUACAGCGAACGUUCCGUGGUUUGUGGUUCUAUAUUACUGAGAGGCAUAAGUGGUUACAAUCUACACUGCAAUGUGCUCAAUAAGAAAGUUUUGACUGGAAAACGACAAAAUAAAAGACAUGCAUUAAAAUUGACCUAAAUAUUCAUAAAUUUAAAAAGGGUAACAAAUAGUUAACUUACAGUAACAAUAUUUUCUUCGGCAAUGAUAAAAUAAUGCAGCAGUCCUUCAUAUUCCCACAAGAGUGAGAUGAUUAUUCUAAUAAAAUAGGCAUCAAGAAAAUUGGGAUGGUUAUUUAUACACCGUAAAUUACGGACCUUUGAGCACACCCACCUAAUUUAAAGAGAUUUUUUUUUUGGUACAUGCAUACAGUAGGCUGCACUUGUCUAUAAGCCGCAGGUGUCCACCUUGUAACAUGGGAUAUUUACACAGAAAGACACACUAUAAACCUUGCAAUCCUACCUACUUUCUGUGUCCUCAGCGGCACUCGUUAGCAUGCUGCUGAUGGUUUUUUUUUUCCACUGGAGUUCAGCAGCUGCCACUGUCCAAGCAGAAGCUGUAGUGAUUCUACACUUGCUCAAACUUACUUAAGAUUUGUCAGAUCAAAAAACGAUCGCUGCAUAUGACUUGUCCAAUUCACUACUUCCUGAAUCUGCACACGAAGCAUCAUGAAUAAUAAAUUAGCCGCAUCAUUGUUUAAGCGGCAGGGUUCAAAGUGUGUGAAAAAAGUAGUGGCUUAUAGUCCGGAAUUUACGGGUUGUAUAUACGGUGUGUAUAUGCAUAUAGGAGUUUUUUUGUUGUUGAAAACUGGGAUUACAAACUUAUGAUGUGAGGUGUGGUUACAAGUGAAAAGGCAAAGUUAGUGUGCAGUUAGUCCUCUAGCCUAGCGGACGAGUGGGGUCUGUUUGAGCGAGAUGAGGACAGAGCGCAUUCGAGACACGUCCUUUGCCUGCUUGUUGGUUUUUGGGUUGAAGUCGCACAGAUGGGCUACUCGCUCCCACGCCGAUCCGGGACAGUCACCGUUGCUCUCGGCCAGGAAGGCCUCCUCGGACGCUCUGUAGGCGGGGAGGCAACACAGCCAACAUUAGACGGGAGAUUUUCCAUGUCCGUGAAAUCACUUGCACCCCACUCACAAGCAUGUAUGGUCUAAAGCCAAUGGUUCUCAAGCAAGGACAGGCAAUCUUUGGUGCAAUUUGUAUUGAUAUGUAUGUAGGGCUAUUAUUAAAAGACAAAUAUUUUCUGUGUGCUGAGUACCACUAGUACCAACAUUAAAAAGCAAAAGAGUUCUAAACCUACACAAAGCCUACAAGAUCAGAGCUGGGCUGUUUGUAGAAAGCCUUGUCAGCAAUCCUAGUAGGCAGCCAAGGCCAAGUAAGCAGGAGAAAGAAGAAGACAGGAGAAGAGUGUCAGUGUCACACAACAGGCAAUCAAAUGUGAGCCUACUAUUUAAUAGAAGGGUCAAAAAAGCAAGAGUAAACAUAACUGAACUGAGAAUGAAUGGAUGAAAUGUCUUCUAGCUCGCGUCAAGACAUGCUGUUAGUGUGUUUAGAGAGUCAACAAGUGGUUGAAAACUAAAGCCACAAGUGCAAAGUGAUACCGUGUCAGACUUGGGCAGAGUCUGUAGGAAAGUGUGAGAGAAGGACAGGUUAGCUUCACAAAGACAAGUAGGGGGAAAAACAAAACAAACAUAAGAACAACAAGCAACAGCACUAUAAUUAGGCCUGUCACGAUUACAAAUUUUGCUGGACGAUAAUUGUCCUACAAAUGAUUGCCAUUUUGAGACCAUUUUUUCCACUCAUGUAAUGAUAGUAACAUAAUGUGAGUACAAAAAACUGUUUUGAUGUUUGUAGUAUAUUUUCACAUGGCUACGGCUUCAAAUCACUGUAGUCUGUGUGUCAUGACCUUUAAGUAACUGCACUGUCGCUGGUACGCCUGUGAAUACUCAUUUGCUGGCAGCCCUUUCAAGAGAAUCACCCAUUUGCGUUUGCUUGCUUGUUACUCCUCACAACACUCACUCGCAGCGCUUUUGUGUGUACACUCUCUAGCGCCAACAAACACGCAUGCACAUGCCAAUUUAUCGAGGCCGGCAAAACGAUCGAGUUUAUUUUUAUUUAUCGCUUUAACUGCUUUAUUGAAUAUCGUGACAGGCCUGACUAUUAUAAUAAAAAAACUACAUAUGUACGGUUAGCACAAACAUGCUUUGUAUAAAAUAGAUGAAUAAAUGAGUAGGACAUUAAUUACAUUUUAUGUAGUGUUCAUUUAGUAUAGGACUGGCAAAAUUAAUUAUAUUUUUCCGAAUUUUUAUUUGAUUUUUGAUUCAAUUCUUUUCUAACUACUAUGAUUACAAAACAUUGCUCCUUCGCUUUAUUGUGGUUUUUCAGACAUUAAUUAAUUAAUGCUUGUUGUUUUGUGGUUGACUAUGACCUAUUAUUAGCCUAUUUUUUAU
Messenger RNA from Dunckerocampus dactyliophorus (ringed pipefish), 3622 nucleotides. RefSeq names its product HIG1 hypoxia inducible domain family, member 2A (gene higd2a). The coding region runs from base 24 to 380 and encodes 118 amino acids. The record is from RefSeq and is a predicted model, not a curated record. The transcript has 2 exons. Gene Ontology annotation, cellular component: mitochondrion. Lineage: Eukaryota; Metazoa; Chordata; Actinopteri; Syngnathiformes; Syngnathidae. Gene Ontology annotation, biological process: mitochondrial respirasome assembly.